Messenger RNA from Haliaeetus leucocephalus (bald eagle), 2024 nucleotides. RefSeq names its product PR domain containing 5 (gene PRDM5). Bases 123 to 2024 code for a protein of 633 amino acids. Gene Ontology annotation, cellular component: nucleus. The transcript is spliced from 16 exons. Gene Ontology annotation, molecular function: protein binding; DNA-binding transcription factor activity; RNA polymerase II transcription regulatory region sequence-specific DNA binding. Gene Ontology annotation, biological process: negative regulation of DNA-templated transcription. The record is from RefSeq and is a predicted model, not a curated record. NCBI's taxonomy places the organism in Eukaryota, Metazoa, Chordata, Aves, Accipitriformes, Accipitridae.
CCGCAACCAGCCCCUCUUCCUGCCCCCUCCCCCGGUCUCUCUCUCUCUCUUUCUCCCGGUGGGAUGGAAGUCCCCGGUAAUCCUCCUCCCCGGUAGCAAGCGGCGGCCCGAGUCGGUACAAAAUGCUGGGCAUGUACGUGCCGGAUAGGUUUGCCCUGAAGUCGUCAAAAGUGCAGGACGGGAUGGGGCUCUACACGGCCCGCAGAGUCAAAAAGGGUGAAAAAUUUGGCCCCUUUGCAGGGGAGAAGAGAAUGCCCCAGGAACUGGAUGAGAACACAGACUGCAGGCUCAUGUGGGAAGUUCGUGGGAGUAAAGGUGAGGUCCUUUAUAUCCUGGAUGCAAGCAAUCCACGCCAUUCUAAUUGGCUGCGUUUUGUCCAUGAGGCUCCAUCACAGGAACAGAAGAACCUGGCAGCCAUCCAGGAAGGGGAAAAUAUUUUCUAUCUGGCUGUGGAAGAUAUUGAAACAGACACAGAACUUCUGAUUGGGUACUUGGACAGUGACAUGGAAGAGGAGGAGGAGGAGGAGGAAGAAGUAGCUGUUAUCCAAGAAGAUGAAGACAGUGGCAACAAUAAAGAAGUGCAACCAGCUGGUGAAAAAAUUGCAGAUCCCCUCACCUGUAAAGAGGACCAUGCAUGCCCAAACUGUGAAUCCAGUUUUGCCAGCCAAGAGAUUCUAGCUGAACAUCUUCAGACUUUGCAUCAAAAACCCAGUGAGGAAAAGGAAUUUAAGUGCCGAAACUGUGGAAAGAAAUUCCCUGUUAAACAAGCUCUACAAAGACAUGUACUUCAGUGCACAGAGAAUAUCAGCCCAGGAGACUCUUCAAGAAGUUUUCAGUGCUCUGUUUGCAAUACUUCCUUCAGCUCAGAAUCGAGUUAUGAGCAGCACAAGGAGGCAUGCAGAGGGGAUGCCAGAUUCAUAUGCAAGGCAGAUAGCUGCGGGAAGAGGUUCAAGAGUAAGGAUGCCCUGAAAAAACAUAAAGAAAAUGUUCACAGUGGAAAUUCUAGGAAGAAGCUGAUGUGUUCAGUGUGCAAUAAGAAAUGUUCCUCAGCAACAAAUCUCCAAGAGCAUCGAAAGGUGCAUGAGAUCUUUGAGUGUCAAGAAUGCGACAAGAAAUUUAUUUCAGCUAACCAGCUAAAACGCCAUAUGAUAACUCAUUCAGAAAAACGCCCCUACACCUGCGAGGUUUGCAAUAAGUCCUUCAAACGACUUGAUCAAGUGACUGCACACAAAAUAAUACACAGUGAAGAUAAACCUUAUAAAUGCAAGCUUUGUGGAAAGGGAUUUGCCCACAGAAAUGUUUACAAGAAUCACAAGAAGACCCAUUCUGAAGAGAGACCAUUCCAGUGUGAGGAAUGCAAAGCUUUGUUCCGAACCCCAUUCUCUCUGCAAAGACAUCUGUUAAUCCAUAACAGUGAGAGGACUUUCAAGUGUGAUCACUGUGAUGCUACUUUCAAAAGAAAGGACACAUUAAAUGUUCAUAUUCAAGUUGUACACGAUGGACAUAAGAAAUACAAGUGCGAUCUCUGUGACAAAGCUUUUGUGACACCCUCAGUCCUGAAGAGUCACAAAAAAACUCACACAGGAGAAAAAGAGAAGAUUUGCCCAUAUUGUGGACAGAAGUUUGCAAGCAAUGGAACACUGAGAGUUCAUAUUCGAAGCCAUACAGGUGAGCGUCCUUACCAGUGUCCUUACUGUGACAAAGCUUUCAGCAAGAAUGAUGGAUUGAAGAUGCAUAUUCGCACCCACACAAGGGAAAAGCCGUACCAAUGUUCAGAGUGUAACAAGGCUUUCAGUCAAAAGCGAGGCCUAGAUGAGCACAUGAGAACCCACACCGGAGAGAAGCCGUUUCAGUGUGAUGUUUGUGAUCUGUCCUUCAGCCUGAAGAAAAUGCUGAUCCGCCACAAGCUAACUCACAAUCCCAAUCGACCGAUGGCAGAAUGCCAGCUUUGCCACAAGAAGUUUACAAGAAAUGACUACCUCAAAGUGCACAUGGAAAAUGUCCACGGUGAAACUGACAGCUAA